This is a messenger RNA of Glycine soja, 1395 nucleotides long. RefSeq lists its product as uncharacterized. NCBI's taxonomy places the organism in Eukaryota, Viridiplantae, Streptophyta, Magnoliopsida, Fabales, Fabaceae. Gene Ontology annotation, biological process: meristem development; meristem maintenance. The transcript has 7 exons. The record is from RefSeq and is a predicted model, not a curated record. The coding region runs from base 1 to 1395 and encodes 464 amino acids.
AUGGGUCAGGAUGAGCAUCAUGCUGAUGUUCCCUGGCGGCGUAUGCCUAUCGCUUCUACCCGUAGGCAACGGGUUCAUGUUGAUGUUACUGAGGAUGUUCCUCAGGUGACUGAGGAUGUUCCUCAUAUGGAUGAGGAUAUUCCUGAGAGGACUGCGGACAUAGAUGUUGUGGGCGUAGAGGGCAUAGCUAUUGAUGGUGAUGAGGGGUCACCUGCUGAUCAUGCUGAGGGAUUCUCUGGUGGGCCACGUGACCCAUCGGUCCUGACUUCGUUUGGCGACCAUGUGGCACAUAGCAUAUGGAGUGGAGAGGAACGACCUGAGUUGAAGUUGGUCUCCCACGGUAGGAAGGUUGAUAAAUUUGGGAGGCCAGCGCCUGAGAUAGAAGGCCUAGUGGCGGCCAUCGGAUUAAGUCAAUUAAUCGGGUGUUCUGUAGUCACCGGUGAUCCUAGACUUAUAUCUGCAUUUGUCGAGAGGUGGCAUAGGGAGACCAGCACCUUCCACCUUCCAGUAGAAGAGUUGACGAUCACCCUGGACGAUGUGGUGGCAUUCCUCCAUCUUUCCAUCACAGGCGUGUUACACAGCUUUGAGCCUCUACUUGUGGACGAGGUAGUCUUCUUGUUGAUGGAGUUGCUUAAGGUCUCUAAUGAGGAGGCUAGAGCUGAGAUCGUACGGGUGCAUAGGGCAUAUGUACGACUUUCGUGGCUUUGGGAGACUGGGGUCUAUGCUUGGGGAGCUGCAACACUGGUGCACAUGUAUGACCAGCUAAAUGAAGCUUGCCAGACCCCUACACGACAGAUGGCUGGGUACUUGACUUUAUUACAGUACUGGAUAUAUGAGCACUUUCCCAGGAUGCAUCAGUGUGUCACUGAUGAUGCGUAUGCUGAGACGACCCCACGUGCCUCCCGGUGGCUGACUACGAAGGCUCACAUGAGGGGGAUCAUAGGAGCGCCGUACCGGGCACAUUUAGAUGCUCUGACGAUCUCGGGGUCAAUUGAGAUGGGGUCCUAUUGUGGUCUUUGUUUGACCAGAGAGGGUGGUACGAUAGUUCGGGUAUCAGCAGACUACAUGGAUUGGUUUUUCCAGAUAUCUCAUCUGUUCCUCACACCGACCCAGGCAGGUGAUCAGCCCAGACAUCCACCUACCCCACAUGAUGAGGAAUACGCUGAGCCACAUAUCCCGGAGGUUCUAGUGGCAUCUGAUCUCCCUAGACAUUCAGUGGAUGCUUGUGAAGGUUGUGAAGCUAUCGCAGAAAGGUUGGAGCAUGUGCUCAACCUCAGGAUGGUCACUGAAGGCAUAGAGAUACACGAGAUCAUGCAAGAUUGCCUCUGGAUCGCUAGGGGUGAUGCCUCAGAUGGAAGUCUUAGGGCGCGACGUAGACGCCGCAUAGAUCAUUGA